Messenger RNA from Sphaerulina musiva SO2202, 696 nucleotides. RefSeq lists its product as uncharacterized. Lineage: Eukaryota; Fungi; Ascomycota; Dothideomycetes; Mycosphaerellales; Mycosphaerellaceae. The record is from RefSeq and is a predicted model, not a curated record. The transcript has 4 exons. Bases 1 to 696 code for a protein of 231 amino acids. Gene Ontology annotation, biological process: mycotoxin biosynthetic process.
AUGACCAUCGCCUUCUGCCUCCAGACCCUCUUGUUCCUGGUGAUCAUAGUCGUGGGCUAUCAGUCGACUCAGCAGCAAGUCCAUCGAGCGAAACGUUUGUGCGGUCAAAUCAUCUACUCUCCUGUCCAAGACGAGAUAGAAUAUGAAGUCCGGGUGUUCUCACAAGGCUUCCAGCCACAGGUCACAGAAUAUUGGGGUCCGCCGACCGAGAAGACUAAUAAGCUAUGGAAAGACCUGUAUGAUUUCGGAGGAGGAGUCGCCCUCACCAGAGAAGAAGCAUCGCACCUUGCGAAUCAUACCUCGCAACUCGAACCAUACUACCCAGGAAAGUACUAUGCUGCAAUCGGCGUAAUGCAUCAACUUCACUGUCUGUACAACAUGCGAAUGGCAUUAUUCUCCAACAGAUCCAUGUACGACAACACGCGCAGCGAGGGCCUGCUCGACGAUACGCAUCUGUACCAUUGCGUUGAAAGUCUCCGCGAAGCACUCAUGUGUCACGGCGAUAUCUCGUAUGUGGUAAUGCAGUGGAACGAGGGACUUCAACGCAAUGUCCUCCAUGGGAACACCCCUCACAGCUGUCGGAAAUUUGACAAGAUUCGGGAAUGGGCCAGGCCACGUGGGAUUCGUAAGUUCAAUUGGGACCAGUUCAACAUGGACCCCACACUGGUGUUGGACGGGCCGAAGAUUCAAGUUUGA